This is a messenger RNA of Cuscuta epithymum, 1219 nucleotides long. NCBI's taxonomy places the organism in Eukaryota, Viridiplantae, Streptophyta, Magnoliopsida, Solanales, Convolvulaceae. The record is from the annotation of a GenBank genome assembly.
AUCUUAGACACCUUCACACUCAGACCUAACAAAAUGAUGGAUAAAUAAAUUACGAUAUUAUUUCAAACGGUUUACCAGUGAAGUAGUGUCAUGUCUACAUAAAGUCACCACAUCAUUAGAUGAAAUUUCCGCACGCCCACUAUUUGGUGUAGUACCUUUGUCUAAAAUACAACGAGUAGCUAGUUUCGGACAUAGCUAUUAUUAUACGUGCCUAUAUAUAUUGCCGUAAGCUGGAUGGGAAAGACGGCUUUCAAUAGCUACUACGCGCAUAUGAUCGAUCGACGAUCAAGCUAAGCCCAUACGUUAUCCAUCUCCAAUCAAUUCUGCAAAACGGUUAUCAGAUCAGAAUGGCCUUACCCAGAGAAAUGGAACCCCCAAACUGGUAUAGAAUAGACCUAACCGCCUUCACCGCCAGCUUACGCCAACACGACGGCGUCCUCUUAUUCCUCCUCAUCUUCUUCUCCCUCAUAUUCGCCAUUCUCUUCAUCUUCUUCUACUUCGUCUGCAAGUGCAAGUGCGGCAGCCGGUUCAGAUCGUCGUCUCCGGGAUCCGGGCAGCCGGAAGCACAGGCGGCGGCGAAGAAAGGAGGGCUGGAUGCAGAGUCCGUUGAGAGCCUGCCGGCGGUGACGUAUGCAUCGGUGGUGGUGGGCGGGGAGGCGGAGGCGGAGAGGAAUGAAUGCUGCAUAUGUUUGGGGUUGUUCGAGGAGGCGGAGAUGGUGAAGGUGAUGCCGGAUUGCUGCCAUCUCUUCCACGCUCAAUGUGUGGAUACAUGGCUUUCGAAUCGCUCCAGCUGCCCGCUCUGCCGCGCUUCUCUCGACUCUGUUUCUGUGCAUAUUGAUAUCAGCAAUGCCUGAAAAAAAUAUUCUAGUGCUUCGUAUUGAUUGAAAUGAAAUUUGAAGAUCAUUAUAAAAUUGAGAGGGUCAUUAAUUAGUCAAACUUGAAAUAGAUAUAAACAUUUUCUCUCUCAUUCCAAAAGGUUCCACAAAUUGAAUCCCGAGUUCUAAGGAUUCCUCACACUCAACUGAGCACGGAGGUUAGAUCAGCACUCGUUGCAUAUAAGGAAUCCCCUAACAUUAGGAGGUUACUUUCACAAUUUUAAUUGUAACUAAGGGCCGUUAGAGAGACUCGAUCCUGAAUGAUUCAUGUACAUGUUAUGUGUAUUCCGUACAUUUUUCUCUAUACAUUUGAUCAUAAUUUGAAUGACACACGUAUCCUUUUU